Messenger RNA from Oryzias melastigma (Indian medaka), 1992 nucleotides. RefSeq names its product G protein-coupled receptor 137 (gene gpr137). Gene Ontology annotation, cellular component: lysosomal membrane. NCBI's taxonomy places the organism in Eukaryota, Metazoa, Chordata, Actinopteri, Beloniformes, Adrianichthyidae. The record is from RefSeq and is a predicted model, not a curated record. Gene Ontology annotation, biological process: positive regulation of TORC1 signaling. The transcript is spliced from 8 exons. Bases 202 to 1365 code for a protein of 387 amino acids.
CUUUGACUUCCGGUUGGCCGUUAGGGAUCCGUUUGAAUUAGCCCCGCCCCCCGUUGUGACGCAGAUCAAAUGCGGAAAAGGGGGAAUUCUCGACGUUUGGCUGCAGGUACAGAAGCUCCAUGUUCCCCUAAAAGUCUUCCAUAUAAACCUGCCAUGUUGCAGCGUGAACGAUGACGGCUCAGUGAUCCCGUCGUCUCUCCGAUGGACGCUCCACUCACAGCCGACCCCUACCCCAGCUCCUCCACCUCCCCCCUGCCGGUGCCCCUGCUCCCCGCCGUCUUCCCGUCGGUCCAGCUCGGCUUCACCAUCCUCUACACGGCUCUGUACGCAGGCCUCUUUGUGGCGGUGUAUCUCCAGCUGUGGCUGCUCUUCCUCUAUAAGCACAAGAGAUGGAGUUACCAGAGCGCCUUUCUGUUCCUCUGUCUGCUCUGGUCGGCUCUCCGCACCACGCUCUUCUCGUUCUACUUCCACAAUGCGGUGGAGGCCAACCACCUCCCUGUCGUAGUGUACUGGCUGCUGUAUUGCUUCCCUGUUUGUCUGCAGUUCUUCACUGUCAGCCUCAUAAAUCUGUAUUUUACUCAGGUAUUACUCAAAGUUAAAGAGACCUACAGUUCUGCAAUGAACAAACGGCUAUGGACAGCGCGGUGUGCAUACGGAGCAAUGAGUCUCGUCUUCCUCUGCGUGAAUGUGGCGUGCGGGGUUCUUGGCGACCGCGACACCAGCGGGGAGAGGGGCAACAGGACCUGGAACCUCGUCCUGAUCCGCGUUAUAAUCAACGACUUGCUUUUCAUCUUGGCAGCCGUGCUGCUCGCCACGUUGCUGUUGAGUCUGGCCCGACAUUCCCGCUCCACCAGCGCCUACCUGAUGAGCAAGGGGACCACAGUGUGUCGAACAGCAGCCCUCGGAGCGGCGGUGAUCCUCUUAUACACCAGCCGCGCCUGCUACAACCUGGCAGUCCUCUACCUGUCCCAGAAUCACCGUGUGGAGUCUUUCAACUUUAACUGGUACAACGUCUCUGAUCAGGCUGAUUUACUGAUUGAACUUGGGGACCAGGGCUAUCUAGCCUUCGGCAUCAUCCUCUUCAUAUGGGAGCUGCUCCCAACCACCCUCCUCAUCCUCAUCUUCAGGGUUCGCAGACCAGCUCAGGAGACCAACAACACGGCCAUCAACAACAGAGUUCUGCCUCGGCCGUAUUUCUUUGACGACCCUCAAGGCAGCGAUGAUGAAAUUCCUGUUCCCUGGGCUCGCAGCUCGCAGUCAAACUUAAGCUGGUACGGGUCAGAGACGGCUCCUCUCCUGUGCUCCAACAACCCAGCAGAGAACAGCCACCAGCACCACUCUUUUUACUCCACCCCCCAGACCUGAACCCCACCUGCUGUCUCACCAGGGACCUGCCGCCUCCCACUGUGGACAGUUUUGCACUAAAAAGCUCAGGAAAGCUGAAAAUGCACCUUGUAGUCAAUAGGAAACAAUCUAGUGUUUCUCACCUUAAAGGGAAAAAGCUCAGCAGACUUUGAUAUUUUCCUCAUCAAACGUAAUCUCAGGUUGUAAACUUUUUUAGGACUAUGCAUUAACAAAAGUUACUCUUUUCGGCUGCUGGAGCUCCACAUAUUUUCUUAAGUCGCCGUCAUUCAACUGUAGAUUUGGAAAAAUAUCCAAACUUUAUUACAGAUAAACUAUUUAUUUUUGCAUUUUUUGCUUCACAGAAGGAAUUCCACUUUAUCACUUUGAUAUUAAGCUUUCUUGUUUUAAACCUUUAGUUCUUUUUGUACCCCAUCUGUAAAAAAAAAAAAAAAUGUUUUCUUCCCUGCUUUCCUCUUUGAAUAGUUUUAUGGUUGUGAUUUGAUAAAAGCUUUAUUUAUUUAUGUUUUUAUCCUCUAAAUGCUUCUUACUUUCAGUUUUCGUGACCAUUUACUCUCCUGUGCUGUCGACUUUCUGCCUGACUGACAUUUGAUAUGAAAACUGCAGACCAAUAAAUUUUUUUUUACAAAA